AUGUCUGACAACAAAAAAAUAGGACCUAAAAACGUGAAAUGCAAAGAAUGUGGACGAGAAUUUACAAUGAGGAGAAAUUUAUACGCUCACAUGAGGAACUUGCACGACGAUAAGCCCAUUGAUAUGUCCAGCAAGUUAGGGUGUGCUUUGUGCAAUCAGAUGCUUGUGAAUUACUGUUUGUUGCGAGAACAUUACCACAGCGAACAUUCUGAAGUAAACCUUUUACUUGAGAUUAAAUCUUUUGAUGAUCAAAAUUCGUUUGACAUUUGGAAGGGAAGUUUUGAAAGAGAGACAAUAUCUCAUUUUAUACAGCGAUCUAUUAAAAAAUUGUCUGAUUUAUCAGUAGUUAAGUAUUAUGUGUGUCAUCGUAGUAGAAAGAGCCGCAUUGAAGUCAGCGACGGGGAAAGAAAACGUCACGUUAAGACCAUGGGGACUAAUAAAAUUAAUAACAGUUGUUCAGCUACUGUGAAAGUUACGAAGUAUUCUGAUAGCGGAAAUAUUUCUGUUGAGCUUCAAUCUGUACAUGUUGGUCAUGAACAUGAGGCUGCUAGAUUGCCUCUAAGUCUGAAUGAACGCAAGCUUUUAGCUAUUCAGAUGGAGCAGGGAAUACCAAAAUCUAGGUUUUUAGCCAAUUUAGAUAGUGACGUAUGUUUCGAUAAAAAUGAUGCUCUUUCUGUGCAUCUUAAAGUUCAGAAAAUGCUGAAGGAGCCUGGCAACCAUGUUUUGCUGUACAAGCCAGUUGGAGAGGCCUCUGAAAUGCCAGGAAUUUACGAAAAUGAUUUUUUGCUUGGUAUUAUGAGCAAUGCUCAACAAAAGCUGCUAGAAUUAAAUGAUGGUAUCCUUAUGAUAGACUCCACUCAUGGUCUUUAUCAGUAUCAGCUUAAAUUCACCACACUGAUGGUUAAUGAUACUAAUCGUGAAGGUUUUCCAGCUGCUGUAUUUUACUCUUCUAUAGAAACAGCUGACGUAGUGAAAUAUUUUUUUGAAGCAAUAAAUAAACGUGUGCCAGAUCUUAUACUUCUUGCUGUUUUUAAGUCAGAUGAUGCACCAGCCUAUUAUAAUGCAUGGGUUAAUGUUUUGGGGGAAUGUGACUUUCACUUAUUAUGUAGCUGGCAUGUUAAAAGGGCUUGGAAAAAGAACUUAAAUUCUAAGGUUAGGGUAACUGAUUUAAGAUCUGCCAUUAAAUCUGAUUUAUUUGAGCUUCAAGAAGAGACUGAUGUUGUGACAUUUGAUCAUUAA
Messenger RNA from Parasteatoda tepidariorum (common house spider), 1239 nucleotides. RefSeq lists its product as uncharacterized. The record is from RefSeq and is a predicted model, not a curated record. NCBI's taxonomy places the organism in Eukaryota, Metazoa, Arthropoda, Arachnida, Araneae, Theridiidae.